AAGCACUAUUUUCAUGCGUGUAUCAUACAAUUUGUCAGAGUUCAUUCAGAGGAUACCCGAACAGGCUUUUAUUUUGAAGGGAAAAAAUCUUCCGGUUUUAAAGAAAAGGCAGGAACUCCGCCUCUGCUUGUUUUACAGUUCAUGUGCAGCAGGAUGGAUGCUGAAGAAAAUCCAGACGAAGCGACUCUCGACCCAACACAGAAGCCCAGGAUGUCCAGGAGCCUAAACACAAUAUCCCAGAGGUUUAUCAGGCUGCUGCAAGAGGCCGAGCACGGGGAGCUGGACCUUAGAUACGCAUUCAGGGCUCUGGGUGAGAAGAAGAUCAGAAGAAUCUACGACAUCACAAAUGUGCUGGAGGGCAUCGGUCUUAUUGUUAAAAUAUCCAAGUGCCACGUUAAAUGGGUUGGGACACAUGAUGAUAACAGACUCGUACGGCUGAAGUCUGAUCUCCAGGACCUGAGGUAUGUGGAAAGCAUACUGGACCAGCAGUUGAUCUUGGCUGAGGAGAGCAUCAAGAGCCAAACGGAUGCCUGGAAAAACCGGACUUAUGUGACCCAUAACGAUAUCUGCAGUUGCUUCACUGAUUUUCUUUCAGGUCACAUUCUCUUGGCAGUAAAAGCCCCAGCGGGCACUCAGCUGGACGUCCCCAUUCCCAAAGCUGUGCCGAACUGCCCAGCAAAGUAUCAGAUCAAUCUGAAAAGCAUCAGAGGACCUAUAGACGUCAUCCUUCUUAACAAGAGAACUGUCAGCUCUGACCCUGUUGUAUUUCCAGUUCCACCGCCUGAAGGAAUGUUGCAGUGUGCAAAGUCGGCUAUGUCUGUGUCAGAAAAUAAAGAAAACAAUGAUGGACUCUGUGAGGCAUCAGCUUUUACCUCAAAAAGCACUCAGUCUGAAUGGAGGACUGAAAAGGAUGUGCAGCCACUUCAAGAAUCAUCUUUUAUGAGCGCUAACCCCAACAAAAAGGACGAGUCUGUGUGUAAAAACAAUUCAAAAGAGCUGUAUAAUCACAUGGAUUCAUUUAAAGAUGUAAUUAAUGUAGAUCUAAUCACCCAGUUCAUGCCUUCAAAAGUGUUGUCUCCAAUCGUCCAGCUGUCGACGUCUCCAUUUAAGGCAUAAAGGUCACCAUAUUCUGAUGAGUGGUCAGAGUUUUUGGGCAUCAACUCCUGUAUUGUGGUGUUAAGAUGAUGUAUUUUUUUGUUUGUUGUUUCUGCAUUAUUGUUCUUUUAACAAAUAAAGCUUGAAUUUCA
Cyprinodon tularosa is the source of this 1247-nucleotide messenger RNA. Its product is annotated as transcription factor E2F5-like. Gene Ontology annotation, molecular function: DNA-binding transcription factor activity, RNA polymerase II-specific; RNA polymerase II cis-regulatory region sequence-specific DNA binding; protein dimerization activity. The record is from RefSeq and is a predicted model, not a curated record. NCBI's taxonomy places the organism in Eukaryota, Metazoa, Chordata, Actinopteri, Cyprinodontiformes, Cyprinodontidae. Gene Ontology annotation, biological process: regulation of transcription by RNA polymerase II. The coding region runs from base 142 to 1116 and encodes 324 amino acids. Gene Ontology annotation, cellular component: RNA polymerase II transcription regulator complex. The transcript is spliced from 9 exons.